UCUCGACUUGCGCAACAAUAGCGCCGACGUCGGCCGUUUGCGCAAGCGAGAAUUACGUGUAAACUCCUCUCGUGUUCCUUUUGCGAGAGCCCGGCGGCCAAUAGGGACCGUUUAGACAGGUAGGACGGAUCGCAGCGAGGAUUUCUUUCUCGAGCCUAGUUUUCGGAAAAAGAGAGAGGAAACCUCUUUGCGGUGGCCUUUCUCUUGGGAUUUUAUGCGUUACCUUCCGUGGGGCGUCGCUUACGGACUUUUGAAAAGAUCGAACCUAUCGUAACAUGGUGAGAUAAAGCUCGUUGGAUUUUACUGCGCGAGCGUUAUUCGCCUUCUCCGUGACGACGCAUCCUUCCUCUUCGAUGCGUAUUCCUACACGGAAACAUCUGCAACGAAAGCGAACGUUGUCACGUCGCUCGCCGUAUCUAGGUCGUCGUAAGACUCCUGGGAGCGGACGGAGAAACCACACGGUUUGUUUUGACAGUUUUCUCAACGUUGAUUUAUCCUUUGAAGAGCUCGCGACAGCAUUGUGCCGUUCGUGCGCAAUCUCGGUGGCGCGACGCGAAUAUUUUGGAGAAGAAUCGCGAUUGGGCACGCGCGCGCCCUCGUAUUCCAAAACGGACACCGAAGCACAAAAAUGGAUAAAUCCUGUAAUCGACUCGACUUGGCGUCAACGAAUCGAUACCUCGUGCGGAUAGCUUUGAUUUUUUACCAGAGAUACGGAGAGGUGCGUCGAUUUUCGAUGGGAGAUCGUGUCAUUUUCAGCGGAUUUUCGAUUGCCUGGCCUCCGUUGAGACCGACAUGGACGAAAUCCAACGGGGGCUCGGCGGUGAAAAAUUCCGUAUUCGUAAACGCUUCGAUUUUUAUGCCCGUCUCGUCGUUGCAUUUCUCUUAGGAAAAAUUGGAGUGUUAUCGGCAUAUAGGUCGUGGUCGACCGAUACAAUCGCAUGCCGAACGAUGCAUCGAGUAAUUCUUGUAGAUGAGAGAUGGCGCUUCCUUCCUCGUCCGGUGUUGAAAUGGCGCGUUGGUUACCUCAAUCUUUCGUAGCACAACGGCGCAUGUGUUCCAAGAAGUUCCAUACCAUUCCAUACCGUGCUCCCCGAGUCGAGGGUACUCUUAUCUUCUCUCGGCCACUUUCGGCUACUUUCACUUAUUUAGCCUAAUUAGCGCUAGUUAGUAAGUUAGUAUGGCGACACAGAAAGCGAAUGCAGUUCAAAGAUUCAGAUCUCUUCUUUGUUUGUAUAAAUCAAAAUUCAAUCAAAUCGCGAAUAAAGUUGCAAACUUUGAAACACCGGAAAGGUUUAAAGGGACUUUCUUAGAGCGUUGGGGGAAAUAUUGGAGGAAUCUUUAUAUCGAUUACAGAGAUGUUGCAAUCGAUAUUACCAAGGACUGUAAAGACCGACCGAUACGUGCUUCUAUAUAUUUCUCAUUUUUAGGAGGUUUGUAUUAUCUUUCUAAGCAUAAUCCGGAUGAAGUUUCUUUCCGGGAUGCAGUUAUUCAAAAUGCAAGUAAACUGGUUCAAGUAGGCGAAAUGGUACGUAACCCAGCGAGCACUGAACAUUUAAUGUGGAUUGAACAGUGUUAUAACGAGAGAACGAUCCGUUGCCUAAAUUUAGGUAUAAUGUCCUUAAUUUGGGUGGAUAAUUAUGAUAAAAUGUGUGCAUUGUAUAAGGCUACAUGCCCGUAUCUGCAGCCAAGAUACAUUACAUUCCAUCAAAGAAUAAUUGAUGUCGGAUUUUUAGAUAGAUGGUGGAUUUUAGAAGAUAAGAUGAAAGAUUACGAUGUAAACGAAGCACAAUUUCAAUAUUUAAGUAUAUUACCAAGUAACGGUCAAUUAUUGGCAUAG
Messenger RNA from Orussus abietinus, 1837 nucleotides. RefSeq names its product mitochondrial import inner membrane translocase subunit Tim29. Lineage: Eukaryota; Metazoa; Arthropoda; Insecta; Hymenoptera; Orussidae. Bases 1178 to 1837 code for a protein of 219 amino acids. The transcript has 3 exons. The record is from RefSeq and is a predicted model, not a curated record. Gene Ontology annotation, biological process: protein insertion into mitochondrial inner membrane. Gene Ontology annotation, cellular component: TIM22 mitochondrial import inner membrane insertion complex.